GACAAUGCCUAUCAAAUGUUUAUCAAAUGUCUAUCAAAUAUCUAUUGUCUCUAAAGCUAAACGUGAUACUUGUGUAUACUUGCAAGGCUAUUCGUCCCAUUCUUUAUGCAGUAAGAGAGGAAGCUUACGAGAUAACUUGGUCAGCUUAGCCCCACUCUACAUUUUGGACCCUUCAAUUAUUGAUUCAGACCCUUGCCCCUCCACCGUCUUAACCUUGCGACAUGCAGUACCUAAUCGCUUUUACCCCACCAUCUAAGAAAAAUUCCUCGACUGGCGCUGAGUGUUUACUAUGUACGCCACGGUCAAGACGAGGCUGAACACUUACUAGGUCCAGUCCUACCAGGCAUUCCAUUAUUUCUUUAUUCGAUCAACCGAAUCCGCCCAGGAUACGACGUAAUCGUCUCAUCUAGAUAUUAAGCAAAUCUUGAUAAUACAUCAUGAGUAAGUUCGGGGUUAUGGUAAUGGGCCCUGCCGGGGCUGGCAAGUCUACCUUUUGCGCCUCCCUCAUAACCCACCUGCAACUUAACCGUCGCUCGUGUUUCUACGUCAACCUCGAUCCUGCCGCCGAGUCCUUCGAACACACGCCGGAUCUAGACAUCAAGGAACUAAUAUCGCUCCAAGAUGUCAUGGAGGAGAUGGGCCUUGGUCCAAAUGGCGGUCUUAUCUACUGUUUCGAAUUCCUCAUGGAAAACCUCGAUUUCCUAACGGAGGCGUUAGACUCCCUCACUGAGGAGUACCUAAUCAUUUUUGACAUGCCCGGUCAAAUCGAGCUCUAUACCCACGUUCCUAUCUUACCCGCCCUCGUCCGAUUUUUGACACGAUCCGGCUCUCUUGACAUUCGGCUCUGUGCUGCCUAUCUCUUAGAAGCUACUUUUAUCGUGGAUAGAGCCAAGUUCUUUGCUGGUACUCUGAGCGCCAUGAGUGCUAUGAUCAUGUUAGAGGUUCCUCAUAUCAAUAUUCUGUCAAAAAUGGAUCUUGUGAAAGAUCAGGUCCGCAAGAAAGAUAUGAAACGAUUCCUCACGCCAGAUACUGGUCUACUGGACGAUGAUCCAGACGAGAUUGCUCGGCGAAAGGCAGAGGGCGUGACAGAAGAGGAGGACGAGGCGGCCAACCCCCAGGACAAGGAUGCCGUCAUGCGAGGUUCAAGCUUUCGACAGCUCAACCGGGCAGUCGCAAACCUAAUCGAGAAUUUUAGCAUGGUUAGUUACCUAAAGCUAGAUGUGCAAGAUGAGGACAGCGUCGGGGCCAUUCUCAGCUAUAUCGACGACUGCAUCCAGUAUCACGAAGCUCAAGAGCCGAAGGAAUUAAAGGAUGAUGAGUUUGACAAUAUGGAUGAUGGUAUUGAUGGGUGAUUUCUUAGCGGCGGAUAAAAAGGAUUUGCCUAAGUAUAAUAUAAAAAGGAAUACGGCAUAAGGAUUAAUCACGAAGGGCAACGUUGGACACAUGUAAUUGCAUAGCGACGGCGUUACUGGCUUGAGGCAACUCAGAUACCAAAAAUUCGAGUAUAUU
Molecule: messenger RNA, 1509 nt
Organism: Daldinia loculata
Lineage: Eukaryota; Fungi; Ascomycota; Sordariomycetes; Xylariales; Hypoxylaceae
Product: GPN-loop GTPase
Exons: 2
Coding region: 438-1352 (304 amino acids)
Molecular function (GO): GTPase activity
Source: RefSeq, a predicted model, not a curated record